Coregonus clupeaformis (lake whitefish) is the source of this 1767-nucleotide messenger RNA. Its product is annotated as indoleamine 2,3-dioxygenase 2. Gene Ontology annotation, biological process: 'de novo' NAD+ biosynthetic process from L-tryptophan. Gene Ontology annotation, cellular component: cytoplasm. Lineage: Eukaryota; Metazoa; Chordata; Actinopteri; Salmoniformes; Salmonidae. The record is from RefSeq and is a predicted model, not a curated record. The transcript has 10 exons. Gene Ontology annotation, molecular function: metal ion binding; heme binding; indoleamine 2,3-dioxygenase activity. The coding region runs from base 59 to 1339 and encodes 426 amino acids.
ACAAGCUCAGAGACAGAGGCUGACAUCCAUGUGAAGCGAUCAUAACGUGUACACGAAAAUGGAGAUAGAUAAGCAUAGAUACUGUACAGAACAGAGAAUGGGAGACGGAGAGAGAUUCCCCAGGUCAGCACUGCAGAUUGACCUGGACUGUUUCUUUGUGUCUGAGGAGUUUGGAUUCAUCCUGGAGCAGCCAGCAACAGACCUUCCAGAUUACUACCGGGUAUGGAUGGGCUUGGCCAGCAACCUCACAUCCCUCAUCCAAACACAUCAGCUGCGAGACCUGGUCAACGAGAUGCCUGUGCUGAGUCCCCAUCACCUGAAGGGCCAUCGGGAGCUGAGGCUGGCUCACCUGGCCCUGGGCUUCAUCACCAUGGGGUAUGUCUGGCAGGAGGGGCAACACCUGCCGGCCCAGACUCUCCCCAAAUCCCUGGCUCUGCCCUACUGGCUGGUCUCCAAGAGACUCGGCCUGCCACCCAUCCUGACGUACGCAGACUCUGUUCUGGCUAACUGGAGACUCAGGGACCUUACAGGGGACAUCGAAAUUGGGAACUUGGAUACACUGUUCUCUUUUCCUGGGGGAGAAAGCUGUAAAGGGUUCUUCCUGGUCUCUCUCUUGGUGGAGAGGGCUGCUAGCUCAGGGAUACAGGGGGCGUUUUCAGUGAUGAAUUCUGUGGUAACCUGUGACAUCAUCAGCAUACAGAAGGGCCUCUACAAAGUGGGCCAGUCUCUGAGGAAGAUGAAGGAAAUAUUUGAGCUCAUGCACAGGCACGUGGACCCCACUGCAUUCCAUGGAACUCUGAGAAUCUUCUUCUCAGGAUGGAGAGAUAACCCCAUGCUUCCAGGAGGGCUGCUGUAUGAGGGUGUGGGGGAGGAGCCGAUGAUGCUGUCAGGAGGAAGUGCUGCACAGAGUUCCUCCAUUCAGUGCUUUGAUGCGCUACUGGGAAUCUGUCAUGAUGUCCAUGCAGCAUCUUUCCUGAAGCGCAUGCGGGAGUACAUGCUCCCCUCCCACCGCCAGCUGAUAGAGACUCUGUCUGUUUGUCCCCCUCUACGUGACUUUAUCCUCUCCUGCUCCAGCCCCUCUCUCUGCAUCAAUUAUGACUCAUGUGUGUCUGCCCUGGUGAACCUGCGGAGUUACCACCUCUCCGCUGUGACCCGAUACAUCACUGUACCUGGUUACCGGGCCCGUGCCAUGGGCUGUCCACUCAACGGCGUCGGCUCAGCGUUGGAUGAAACCGGCACCGGAGGCUCCAGCCCACUGCCUUUCCUAAAGAGCAUCCGUGAUGCCACACAGAGAGCACUGAUCUCACAGACACGACUCACAUCACAGAGUCAACGCUGAUAUGGAUCACUAUCUUUUGGUUAAUUAUAGAGUAUAUAUUCCAUCAACAUUGUGUUGUAUCAAACUGUCGCUGCCCUGCAAUUCACAUAGUACACCAUAGAAUAAUUUCAGCACACCUUUCAUAAUUAUAUUGGUUGUAUAUACAGUAUAUAUCAUUAUGCUUGACUAUAACAUUUGUGAUUUCUAAACUUCAGUUUUCUUGCUGUGGCAAACACUACAUAAUUCUUGUAAAUAUUACUCAAACUAGUUGAAAAUCGGGUUCUGGCGAGGGCCGGCCCACUUCCGACUCUGCCUUGGGCGUUUGAGUAUGAUGAUCUAUUUUACUAGGAAUAACCAAGCGAACGAAAUAGAGCAGGGAUGUCAAACUCAUUCCAUGGAGGGCCGAGUGUCUGCAGGUUUUUGGUUUUUCCUUUCAAUUAAGACCUAGA